Messenger RNA from Candidula unifasciata, 618 nucleotides. The record is from the annotation of a GenBank genome assembly. NCBI's taxonomy places the organism in Eukaryota, Metazoa, Mollusca, Gastropoda, Stylommatophora, Geomitridae.
AAUAUUGAGUAUGUCCGUGACCUCCAGAGAGAUGCGGCAAAGUUUCGGGAGACACUGAAAAGUCCCGCAGAAGACAUGCAGUUCGCCUGUGAACCCUGCAAUAAGAUGUGGUGGAGAAGAGUAUCAAAGUGUUACCGUUGUCACACCAAGUAUGAGCCGAUUCCCCCGGAGCAUCAAUGGGGCAUAGGGGAGUUCCGGUGUCCAUUGGGACAUACGUUUAAAGGAUUUGGAAUCAUGGGAAGGACAAAGAGCAAAUGCUACAAAUGUGACAUGAAUGAAGAAGCUGAAGUGAUGAAAAUCCUUCCUCCAAGAAGAAGAGAUGGGGACAAACAGAGACCUCGGAGAAACCGUCAUAACUGCAAUGGAGUCAACUGCUAUCACCCUGAUGGUGACUAUCAGUUAGGAGACAACAAAAAACCUCCAUUGUGUAUUCACCCGCGAUCACAUGCCACUGAUCAGCCAGUAAGAAUUCACUGGGCCAGCAACGUUCACAUCAGCACUGGUUCUACGUUUGUCACCAUACUUGACCAGGGAAGUCUGGACACGAAUGAACGUAAACCAGCCAAUUCACUGAAAACAAUAUCAGAGCAUAGUGAUGAGGAAGCUGACAACAUGUAA